UAUUUGUCUAUUUGUCUCCACAUACAAACUCCAUUCUCCACACUUAGAAAGCAGACAUGGAGAAAAUAAAGUGCUUUGGCAUCGCAGUGUCGAUAUUAGCUGCCAUUUUGACAGCACCGGUGACUCCGGUCACCGGCCAGAUCGCAGAGGCUUGCACAGACUCGAUCAGUAGCUUCACCCCAUGCCUCAAAUUCCUUUUGGGCACUGCCAUCGGUGGCAAUUCCCCGACAAAGGAGUGUUGCUCAGCUCUUGAGGCGCUUCUCGGUCUGCGCAUGGACUGCACAUGCCUUAUACUAACAGGGAAUGUUCCGUUCAACUUCCCCUUCAAUCGAACACUUGCUCUCUCACUUCCUGGCACGUGUGGAUUGAUGUCGGUGCCCCUCCAAUGCAAAGGUACAGCGAUGACACUUCCAGGUCCAGGCCCUGUCCCGGCCACACCAUCCCUUCUUCCACUACCUCCACUUCGAUCGGAGCCAUCACCACCUUUGCCAUCUCCAUCAUCACAUUUGAUGCCAGCAUCUCCACCGCAGCGAUCAGAUCAGGUACUGCCUCGGAGGGGUUUAUUCAGGGGAGCCGGCCCCUUGUGCUGCUAGGUUCCAUCACAUUUUCUCAAAGUUGCUCCAUCCUAGUGCUUGCUCUUGGAAUUGUGUUGUUUAUCAAGGUCUAUGAGGAAAUGUAUGGGUGCCAUCUGACACAUUCAUUCUUUUAGAUUUUUCUAUAAGGAGUUAAAUGGUUUUUUUUUUUUUUUAAAGAAGAAGAAGAGAGAGAUAGUCAUGGGUUGAAGGGUCAUAAUUUGUAUCUCGCUACUACAAUAGUAACAUCUUUAUCUUCACAUACUCCUUGUAGCAUGAUGGCUUUCUUUAUUUUCUCAAUACCAAAACUCCCUGUGGCUGUCAUCAUAUA
This is a messenger RNA of Elaeis guineensis (African oil palm), 903 nucleotides long. Its product is annotated as non-specific lipid transfer protein GPI-anchored 21. The record is from RefSeq and is a predicted model, not a curated record. NCBI's taxonomy places the organism in Eukaryota, Viridiplantae, Streptophyta, Magnoliopsida, Arecales, Arecaceae.